AUGGACUGGCAAAGCUGGGGUGACGGAGUUCACAAACCACUUCUACCUUGUGGAACUGGAGCGCAAAAGCAGACCAGUGUCGCCCAUGCCGUUGCGAUGGACAACAAGCCACUUCCGUUGCUCCCCAUCUUACCACCAGCCUACAGAGCGCCACAGCCACGGCACGAGGACGAUGUUGUCAUCCAGGGGCGGCAAAAGUGGGCCAUGGCCAGAUCAGGCGGUGAGUUCCUGCGGCCUGAGCUUCAGGCAUCCUUUCCACCAUUCACCGAGCACCUGAGACCACAGGUGCUGCAGGCAUCACAGGCACUAAGCUCUCCUAGGUUCGGACACGGGCCGAAACGUUUUCCGGAGCCUUGCAACCCAGAACGGGCAUGGGCAUUAAACGAAACCGAGAUCGAUCCUGUUUCUGGCCUCGAAAUGCACGAGAUCCCGCUGAAUCAGCCUGGGUGGAAGCACGGGACGAUGCAGAGCCAAGCAGAGAUGGAGAUGGCAGCUCCAACAGCUCCCGAGUUCUUGGAAGAGUUUGGCACCAGAGCAGAACACUUCCAGGACCCUUUGCCGUCACAAGAUGCCACGUCUGUACCCAGGUGGUUGGAACGUGGGAGACCAAUGCCUGCAGCCCAACCACGGCUGCAUGAUCAGAUCCUACGUUCCGUGGUUUCCGACUUGGACAAGUUUGAGAUGGCACAUCCAGAAGUGCAGGCUUUGGAAUCUCCAAGGAGUGACGCUGAACUUGUCGCGGUAGGAUGA
Symbiodinium necroappetens is the source of this 750-nucleotide messenger RNA. NCBI's taxonomy places the organism in Eukaryota, Dinophyceae, Suessiales, Symbiodiniaceae. The record is from the annotation of a GenBank genome assembly.